Molecule: messenger RNA, 456 nt
Organism: Brassica napus (rape)
Lineage: Eukaryota; Viridiplantae; Streptophyta; Magnoliopsida; Brassicales; Brassicaceae
Product: tRNA 2'-phosphotransferase 1-like
Exons: 5
Coding region: 1-456 (151 amino acids)
Biological process (GO): tRNA splicing, via endonucleolytic cleavage and ligation
Molecular function (GO): tRNA 2'-phosphotransferase activity
Source: RefSeq, a predicted model, not a curated record
AUGGGUUUUGUUAAAGUUGGAGACUUGCUUGAGCUGAAUCUGAAAACGUCUGCAAACGUUCAGUUGAAGUCUCAUACUGUUGAUGAGAUUAGAGAGACGGUUGAAUCCGACAAGUUACUUAAACCAAUAUUGUCACCGGAAGAAGUUCCAGUGUGUGUGCAUGGAACAUAUAAGAAGAAUUUGGAAUCCAUCUUAGCAUCUGGCCUAAAGCGUAUGAAUAGACUGCACGUUCACAUUUCUUGUGGCUUGCCAACGGAUGGUGAAGUGAUAAGUGGCAUGAGAAGGGAUGUUAACGUCCUAAUCUUCCUUGACAUCAAGAAAGCUCUUGAAGAUGGGAUUGCAUUCUACAUUUCAGACAACAAGGUGAUUUUGACUGAAGGUGUUGAUGGUGUAGUGCCUGUUGAUUACUUCCAAAAGAUUGAGUCUUGGCCUAGUCGGCAACCAAUUCCUUUCUGA